AUGGAGAUACUGGUCGCUGUCGAGGCCGGACUCAGCCCGUCAACGAGGGACCAGGCGGUAUCCCCGCAGAAACCUUCCGACUGCUCAAUUUUUAGCCCCUCCCCAUUGGACUUUAGACGGUGCUGCCGUAAACGACCAGACUUUACUGCAGCAGACGGUGGGGACGUGGCGUCCGGUUUCAUGGAAGAGGACGACUUGGAAGGCUGUUCUGAGUCCGCGGAUACCGGUAACAGUAGGGAAGUUUGGUUAUCUGAGGUUUCUUUCUGGAAAGGAGGAGAGGCUCGAAACUUGACAGUGCCAGAUCGCAUGUUCAGUCUUUAACACGCAUUAACGGCUUGUAUUAGUAGGAAUUAUAGUAAGGGUAACGGUGAAAAUAGCGCUAACAGCAACAGUAACAGUGACAACAGUAGUACUCAUAGUAGUAGUGUUGUAAGUGUUUUUAUCUGUAGUAGAUAUGGUGGUAUUAUUGGCAAUGACAUUAAAAUGGUAGUGUUACUCGCAUCAGGGAUAGUACUGAGUUGUAAGUGCAAGCAAUCGUAUUAGUAGUAUCGACGGCAUCAGCAGUGGUAGUGUUGGCAGGAGUAGUAUCAAUAGUAUUGGUGGUAGUGGUUAGUAGUUUCGGUGGUGGUAACAGUGAUGAUGAUGCUGCUGACGGUGGUGGUGGUGGUGGUGGUGGUGGUGGUGAUGAUGAUGAUGAUGAUGAUGAUGAUGAUGAUGAUGAUGAUGAUGAUGAUGAUGAUGAUGAUGAUGAUGAUGAUGAUGAUGAUGAUGAUGAUGAUGAUGAUGAUGAUGAUGAUGAUGAUGAUGAUGAUGGGGGUGGCGGCAACUGUGGUAUGCGUAGCAGCAGUAAUGCAUGA
Molecule: messenger RNA, 857 nt
Organism: Spirometra erinaceieuropaei
Lineage: Eukaryota; Metazoa; Platyhelminthes; Cestoda; Diphyllobothriidea; Diphyllobothriidae
Source: the annotation of a GenBank genome assembly